UGGGGGCAUCGAAUCGGUAAAGUGCCAGCACGCCGGGCCUCGUGUGCACUUGAUCAUCAGUGAGACAGUUGCAUUAACAAUUUUAUAAUUUUCUCCUGUUCAUCAGAUCGCUCGAUUAUCUCUCGUUUAUCGCGGGUCGAUUGGAGAUGUAAUGAACGAUUGUGAUUGUAAUUCGGUAAUUGUGGAUGGGAGGGGGGAGACGUAAUUGAGGGGAGUUGCGACGUAUGAAUUUAUUUAGCUGAGCUCCAUAUGAGAAUGAGAUUCGUGGAUUGAGUGACACAAAAUGGACGAGAAUUAGUGGUUUGAUGGAAUAUUUUGAGUGGAUUAUGGUGAUCGGAGACUGACAGGGACUUGCUGGGACCGUUUUUUGGGGGGCUCGGGGUUACGUCGCUUUCUCAUUUCUCUCUCUCUUCUCUCUCUUUCUCUCUCUCACUGGAUAUUGGAGGCAGGACGUGACGCUGGGCGGUGAGAGACGUUGAAAAUGGCUCGUGUUACGUGUCGGCUAUAAACACACGCGGGUUUACAUGGUUUUUGAGGGGGUUGGAGGGAUUUUUUUGAGGUAAUUGACGUGGUUUGGCGGGUGACGGGCGACGAAUUUUCAGGAGUGAGGUGGACAGACUCUCAAACACGGUACAAUGCCACGUGUUAGAAGCCGUCAAAUUGUCCUGGAGGACCCGUCCAGGCCAGUCACACCAGACAUGGCACAUACAAAACUAAUAAAAACAGAAUUCAUCGGAGAUGGAUCCCUAGACGGGCAAGUCCAGAAGGUCACAGAGGAGACCCCAAGUCCCCACUUACAGGACCACCAGUACGGCCAGACCCCACAUUACCAGGUAACAAGACGCCCAGCGCAGCCGAUACCUCGUCCAGAACAAAUAUCAGUUCAAGCUGUGAAACGACGUUUAAAUCUCGAAGUGACCUCUUCAGCCCCAGUCCCAUCGACCUUCAAAGCACCAAGGGGUAAACGUCGAAGAUCAGGCUCAAAUUCAUUCACUCACACACCAGCUAAAAGCAAAACUGUCGAGAGAACGCGGUACGAUACGUCACUGAGUCUUUUAACAAAAAAAUUCAUUAAUCUCGUUGAAAGCAGUAGCGAUGGUGUUGUUGAUCUCAACGUGGCGUCUGAAAAAUUGGAAGUACAAAAGCGAAGAAUAUACGAUAUUACGAAUGUCCUAGAGGGUAUUGGGAUACUCGAGAAGAAGAGUAAAAAUAAUAUACAGUGGAAGGGUGGACAAUUACCUGGUGAACAAAAUGACAUACUAGAGUUAAGGAAGGAAAUUAAUGAUUUGGAGGCCAAGGAAAAUACACUGGAUAGAUUGAUCCAUGGUGCUGAGGAGAGAUUACGUGAAUUGUGCGCUGAUAGGCAAUUUGCCUAUGUCACUUAUCACGAUCUCAGGUCUGUACCUGCUUAUAAGGAUCAGGCGAUAAUGGCGGUUAAGGCACCACCUGAGGCGACACUUCAUGUACCACAACCGGUCAAUAAUUUGGGACCACCCAAAUUGCAGAUUCAUAUGCGAUCGUCCUUUGGGGAGAUCGAGGUGUUUCUGUGCCCUGAUGAUCCUACUGUUAAGGUCAAUAGUCCUGAUUUAGGGGAGAAGGAGAGUGUUUUACCCAGGGAAUUCAUUGUCGAUGAUGAAAGCAAGAGAGAGGGAAGGGGUCAGUCGAAGAGGAGGUAUCGGGUGCCGAAGAGUGAACCGGUGGAUAACGUUGAGGAUGUUGUGGCGUCGACUUCGUCGUCUGGUAUGAGGGAUGCCUUGUUGAGUGAGAGCGAUGACUUCGGUCCUAUGGGAGGCGGCAGAUUCCAACUGCAGACUGAGGAUCAAAACCCAACGACAGACGUUAAUAUAUUGGACUUAAGUGAGUCCCUAUUAUCACUGGAGCCACCAUUAUCUGAGAAUGACUACUCGUUUUCACUCGCAACCGAAGAGGGCCUUUCAGAUCUCUUCGAUUUUCCAUUUUAGGAUUUUUUUAAAUCACUUGCAAUUCAUUGAAAGGAUAGUAAAUGAAACAGAAUAACAAUUGGAGAAUAAUGCUAAGUCGAUGAAAUCAUGUGUCUUUUAACAAUUUAAAAAAAAAAACAUGGAAAUUUAAUCUGAGUUCGUCUUCCCAGCAUGAAAAAAUCAGUGGCUCAAGAGCAAAUGGUUAGUAAAAUUUGUAAAAAGAAGAAAAAAACUGUUUUGCUUAUUACUUUCUUAAGUAAUAUUAUUAUUAUUAUUAUUAUUAUUAUUUUGUUAAAUUUAAAUGUAAAACCAAACAUAUCACGAAAUAACGAUUUUUCUCAAUUCAUACAGAUUUUCGUCGACUUGCUAUUAAAGAAAUCAGAAUGAAAAUUCAUAGCAAUCGAGAGAUUUGGAAAACGUUCUUUCAGUGCAAUUACAUAAUUUAUUGAAUUAAGUUUAUCGAAUUAAAUCAUUUCAAUUUAAUUCUCAUUACCAAACUACGUGAGCGUGAUUCAUCAUUCUUAUUAUUCUUCAAAUUUUUCGACAAAAUCCGUUUUUGAUAUUUCAAUUAUUUAUAGGUAUUUUCAUUUUUUUUAUCCCGUAAGAACAACAUUGAGAAGACAGAAACUCUUCUAGAACUUGGGGAAUUGUUCUAAAAAUCAAUCUGAUACCUGAAUGAUAAUUAAAUCUUAAUUAUUUAUAGUAAAAUCAGUGAUCAAUUAAUCUGAAGGAGACGAACUCAAAUGUCGUACAAAAAAUAAAAACCUAACAUCAACAGAAAAAUACUAAAAAUGACCGGAAUAAGGGAAGUGGAAAACUGAAAAAAUGGCGGCGAAAUGAAUUUUUUUCCAUGAUCGAUCUCUUGUGAAAAAUUGACGGAUUUCAAGGUUUUUGUUUUUGGUUUUUGAAGGGUGUGUGCAUGCACGCCUUCGCGACAUCCAAUCAUUUGAUAAAUUCUACUGUCCGAUGUUCUCCUAAUUUAUUUUAGUUGAAAAAAAAGUCUUUACACUAUCAUCUGGCCUUGCCACGUCGAUAGUUAAUCUCGGUUGUCUAAGAUAAUUGUAUAUUUAAGAGAUUUUUAAUAACAAAAUCAAAAAAAAAAUCUAAAUCAAAUGGAUCUUGUCAUUGAAAAUCUCUUAAAGGAUGUACAAAGUCUGUUGUACGUCCGAAGCCAUAGUGCCUACACCAUUAAAAAACGGAUGAAUAAAUUGUCACACACCUUUUACUGCACCUGUAAAUAAUUAACCAUUCAUACUUGUAAUGCAUUGAUUAUAAAAAAAAUAAAUAGUACUAGGUAUUAAGAAGUGAAAUGAAAAGAAAACAAAAUACAUUUUUUUUAUUGAACGAAUGAGGUUUGAUGGAAAAAAAAACUUGUAUCAUUAGUAAGAUACGCUCUAUAAAAAUUAGUUAUUUUUAACUAAAAAGAAAAUACAAAUUAUUUGAUAAAACAAAUAAUCGACGAAAUGUUAGUUUAUAUAGUUAUUAUAUAAUAUUAUAUAAAUAUUAAUGUAUAUAUGUCUGCACUUGUAUAAUCGAGGGAUGCCCAUUGCGUUGCUCUAAGUGUACAGGGACGACAAGACGAAUUACAAUAUUUCGAUGAGAAAUUUUGUUGAGAUAAAUUUUCGAUGAUUUUUCAAUGUCAGUUAUGGUUAAUUGUGCAUCCCUUAAUACUGCAAUUUCUUUGUUGUUAUAUGAAUAUUGAUUUUUUUUUCUCGGCUAUUUAGUUUGAUUUUCUGAGUGUUGAGGAUGAGAUGGUGGAAGUGAUGGUGGGAUAAGGAGAUAAGUAUCUUUAUUAUUGGUAUUUUUUGAUUAUCUCAUUAAUAGUUUCAUAGUGACACGAGGAAUAACUGGGAAUUGUUUUGGGGUUGAUUUUUUUGGAGAUAUUUCGGAAGGGUUAUUUUAAUACCCUAAACCAGUUAUGGAAAUAUUUUCAAAAUAAUUGCGAUCAAGUGUGUCUGGAUUUCAAUCAACGAAUUGUCAUUUGACUGAUUUUGACAGUGAACAGCUCAGUAGCAAAGUGGUAAAAUGAGUAUUUUAAUGAAUAUCUAAAUGAUAAUCCAGAAAAUCUGGCAUUUUCCCUGACUCCACUUCUUCCAGAGAUAUCUUCAAAAUGGAUUCUGUUGAACCGUUUUACUAUUCUCUUUGAACAGUUCAAUGAAUCUAAUUGAAUCAAUAAUCCCGAAAAUCAAAUGAUUAGUUUACAUGGGUUCUUAUACCAGUUCAUUGAUUUUGCAAAGUGGUUUUGGAAAUUAGAUGCAUCUCUUUAUUCCACUCGACUGCAAAAAAAAUAUUGCAAUACCCUAGGAACAUUGAAACAUUGGUAGUAAUAACUAUUUUUUACUCAGGUAUAGUGGGAGAGUAAUUAACCCAUAUUUACCAACCAGAUGCAAUUUUUUCAACUACGUGCGUAUGGAUAUGUGUAACGAAUUGUAUGAAGUAACAAUUUGUCAUUUGUUAGAAAAUUAAACAAAAACAAAUUUCAAUUCUUUUUAUUAAUGAUGACAAAGUGAAGUUUAAUAUCAGUCUGAUGAUUGUCUAUGAUCAAAUUGCCGGAUAUGUCAUGUGUAUCGGCAUAUCAGCAUGGAUGGAGUGAAGAAAAAUAUAAUCUUAUGUAAUUCAAAUGAAAA
Molecule: messenger RNA, 4567 nt
Organism: Diachasmimorpha longicaudata
Lineage: Eukaryota; Metazoa; Arthropoda; Insecta; Hymenoptera; Braconidae
Gene: E2f1
Product: transcription factor E2F3
Exons: 4
Coding region: 636-1961 (441 amino acids)
Biological process (GO): regulation of transcription by RNA polymerase II
Cellular component (GO): RNA polymerase II transcription regulator complex
Molecular function (GO): protein dimerization activity; RNA polymerase II cis-regulatory region sequence-specific DNA binding; DNA-binding transcription factor activity, RNA polymerase II-specific
Source: RefSeq, a predicted model, not a curated record